Plodia interpunctella (Indianmeal moth) is the source of this 2728-nucleotide messenger RNA. It is a transcript of the gene abo, whose product is annotated as abnormal oocyte. The coding region runs from base 207 to 1979 and encodes 590 amino acids. Gene Ontology annotation, biological process: positive regulation of proteasomal ubiquitin-dependent protein catabolic process; protein ubiquitination. Lineage: Eukaryota; Metazoa; Arthropoda; Insecta; Lepidoptera; Pyralidae. Gene Ontology annotation, cellular component: nucleus; cullin-RING ubiquitin ligase complex. The record is from RefSeq and is a predicted model, not a curated record. Gene Ontology annotation, molecular function: ubiquitin-like ligase-substrate adaptor activity; ubiquitin protein ligase binding. The transcript is spliced from 5 exons.
AAGUACGUAUAAAUAAUCAAUCGAUUGAUGUGAUGAUGCCUGCCUGGGACUGAGAUUUUUAAGAUUAUUGUGUUUUCGUGCUGUUUUCUUAUAAAUUUCAAUAUUUAAUAAUAAUCAACAGAAUGCUUGCAGCUAAUAAUCGUGAAUAUAUGUGUAUAUACAUUUUAGAAUAGUUUUGUUAAGCCUUGUGCAACUCAGUAGUUGACAUGGCUUCAACGAGCAGCCAGACUCAGAGUAAUGUUUAUUAUGAAGAUAUUCCGCCUGGCACUCUAAAUGAAGAGGAAUUCAUUUGCACGGAACGCAUUGUGCCUAGGAAAAUAAAACCCCAAAACAUUGUUGUAAGAUUGAUGGAGAGAGAAAUAUAUGGGUCUAAAAAACCAGGGUCCCAUUUUCAUGUUGUUAGAGAAUUCUAUCAAAAUAUUUUCCCCAAUUUGACUAUAGUGAAUGUUGAAAAACCACCAUGCUUUCUAAGGAAAUUCAGUCCAGAUGGAAAACACUUUAUUGCCUUUUCUGCAGACCAGACUUCAUUGGAGAUAUAUGAAUAUAGAGGAGCUGCGGCGGCCGGGGACCUGGUGGCUGGUUAUCCUUCAGAUUUAUUGAAUGCAGAUGCUGACAUACACUAUCGGAUUCGAACUCAUAUUUUCUAUAGGUUUUUCAAACCAAAAUUCACAGUAAAUGUUUGUCAGCAAAGAGAAGUGCCAAGAAAUGAACGAAACUCCAAUCAAAUGCCAUUCAUGGAGCAACAACUCAACCGAGAGUGCAGCUUGUUCACUGAAGACGGUCGCUAUGUGAUUGUUGGCUCAGCUGCUCACAUUCCAGAUGAUCUGCGACCUCAUUUCUAUCACAUACACAGCAACAAUGAAGCUGUUACUCCAACAAUGAGGUCUGCUUUAGAAGACUACUCCCUCCAUCUAGUGGACUUGCACCAUGGCAAGUUAUGUGACACUAAACAUUUUAGAAUUGAUAAAAUCUACCUCUCUCAUAACCAAGGCAUCUAUCUAUACAAGGAGGUUCUAGCAGUAUUGUCGGUCCAACAUCAAACUAUACAUUUAUUCCAAAUUGUUGAUGGAAUGUUGAUUGAAAUGAGGAAAAUAGGGAGGUUCUGUUACGACGACGACCCUUUUAUUGUCAGCUCAGUGUUUGCGCCGCUACUACACGAGAGACCUUUUCAUGAAGAGACAAUAAAUAGUUUGAAACAUAGAUUGCUCGUCUUCUUAUUUAAAAGAGCAAAAACCAUCAGUGACGAUAGCAAAGAUCCGCUAGAGCUAAGGAAAUUUUAUAAAUAUUUUGAUAUGUUCAGGAGUCUAAGGAUGUGGAAAAUGCAGCUACUUGAUGAAGAUCAUCUUUUCAUAAAAUAUGCAAGUGAAGAAGUAGUCACUUUGAGAGUGGCGGAACCAAAUAGUCAAUCAUCCUUUUUUGUGAUAUACAAUAUAAGUGAGAGCAAAAUCUUGGAAGUAUAUGAAAAUACAUCAGAAGGAUUGUUACAACUGUUUGAAAAUUACUGCGACUGCUUCAGAAACGCCAGACUGUGCGCCGACUCCCAGUUCACGUGUUCGCCGUCCAACAACCUGUACGCGCGCAUGACGCAGCAGCGCUUCAAGCAGACCAUCGUGAGAGCCAUCUACGGCGGUCGCACUGAAGCUACCAAGAGAAUACUGGCACAGCUUCCUAUUAGCGCACAAUCUUAUAGUGGCUCUCCAUAUUUAGACUUGGGCCUUUUUAGUUAUGACGAUAAAUGGGUUUCUGUUAUGGAGAGACCUAAAGCUUACGGCGAAUAUCCUAUAAGGUUCUACGCGCGGGACUCCGGUCUGCUGAAGUUCAAGAUCUACGCGGGCGUGCUGGGGCAGUCGGUGCCGGCCAGCGCCCGGCGGCUGGUGGCCUUCACUUUCCACCCCACAGACCCCUUCGCCAUCAGCGUGCAGCGCACCAACGCAGAGUACAUCGUCAACUUCCACAUUCGGAACGCUGUCUACAGUUGAUGUUCAUAUUUUGUGUGUUUCAAAAGAGUACCGUUAAACUGCAGAAAGUUGCAUAGUGAAUCUUUAGUUUCAAAAGAAAGAUUCAGAUUAUGUGAUGCAGCAGCAAUGAUUCACAGUGGCGGCAACACAUAGAUCGCGACAGAGAAGCGGCGAAAUAGUAGAUCUCCUGGUGCCAAUCCAAAGUUGGAAUAAGAACUUUCAAAGUGAUUUAAAUUGAUUAUAAAAAAGUGAAUAGACAAGAUUGCAACUCUUAAUAAUGUAAAUAAAAAAACAAAUAGUAAAUAUAGUAAUUAAAUUCUGACGGCUUAUACAAAGUGUAAAUAUAUAUUUCUUUAAUAAGGUAACUAAAAACACAAAAAAGGAUAUGUCUAUGAGCUGUCAAAAAGAACUAGAUCUUGAAACUGUUAGGAUUCAUUACAUUAAUGAAUACUACGAGUACUUAGUUUCAAAUUAUGCUGUAUCAGUUGCAUUGGUCAAUACUUGUAGUAAAUAAAUUGAGAACGUGUACAUAUUUUUUGCGCGUUUUGAUGAGAGUGGGAUUCAAAUAAUAUGGUGCCAAUUUCUACUGUUGUUGUUCAAAUUUAAUUUGUAUAUAAUAAUAUAAGUUGCUACUGUAUAGUAUAUUUACUGAUGUAUAUUUUGACAGAUUGUAUUUUAUAUGUAAGCCCCGUGGAAGUCGUAUGUUAUUACUUCCACAGGGAGCCCAGAUAGAGACAAUAAGUUGAGAAAUAAAACUGGUAAUUGUCAAA